UACAGUUCCUCAUCCACUUCUCGCUGUAGGAUCGUGUUUCUCUCUCCCUCUCUCCCUCCCUUCCUCUCUCCCUCCCGCCACAGCUUAAUCCCUCGCAUCCUUUACCUGUCCUCUCCUCAUCCCUUCCUUUGUCUUUUUUCUCGCGCCUCACUCACUUGCGACUCCUUUAUUCCGUUCGUUUACUCCUCUACCUCCUCCCUAUCCAUCAUCAGUGUGUCCUCUGUCCCUCCCUUCUUCCUAUCCCUUUUUCUCCUUAUCAUCUUCCUUUCUCUAUUUUUCUUCUCAUGGUUUUCGUUCUUCCUUCUACGGUUUCGUUCUCUUUUUUUCCUUUCCUUGUAACUCCCUAUCUUUCUCUUCCUCUCUCGCUCUUUCUCUCCCUGUGCCCUCCCUCCCCCUCGCCUCCAUCCCCAAACACGCCCGGACAUUAUCUCUCUUGCGCAAUUUGGUUAAGUUUUCUCAUCCCGUUUUAUGAGAGGCAGCUCCAUUCCCCCCCACCUCCCGGCCUCUCUAUCUCCUCUCUCUCCCUCUUCCUCUCACUCUCUAUCUCUAUCUCUUCCCCCUCACACCCCCUUCUCUCCAGUCCGCAUAUCCCCCCACUUUCCAUCUCUCUAUCGUUGCUGUCUGCCAUGCCAUGUCUGCCUGCCCGCCGGCCAUCCUGCCUGCCUGGCUGCCUGCGUGCCAUCCUGCCAUCCUGCCUGCUUGCCAUCCUGCCCGCUUGCCAUCCUGCCCGCCUGCCUGCCUGCCAUCCUGCCUGCCUUCCAUCCUGCCAUCCUGCCUGCCUUCCAUCCUGCCAUCCUGCCUGCCUUCCAUCCUGCCAUCCUGCCUGCCUGCCUGCCUGCCUGCCUGCCUGCCUGCCUGCCUGCCUGCCUGCCAUCCAUCCUGCCUGCCUGCCUGCCCGCCUGCCUGCCUGCCUGGCAGCCUGCCUGCCCGCCUGCCUGCCUGCCUGGCAGCCUGCCUGCCUGCCUGCCUGCCUGCCUGCCUGCCUGCCUGCCUGGCAGCCUGCCUGCCUGCCUGCCUGCCUGCCUGCCUGCCUGCCCUGCCUGCCUGCCUGGCAGCCUGCCUGUCUGCCUGCCUGCCUGCCUGCCUGCCU
Messenger RNA from Scylla paramamosain (green mud crab), 1090 nucleotides. RefSeq names its product late cornified envelope-like proline-rich protein 1. The annotation marks the transcript as partial. The record is from RefSeq and is a predicted model, not a curated record. The transcript has 2 exons. NCBI's taxonomy places the organism in Eukaryota, Metazoa, Arthropoda, Malacostraca, Decapoda, Portunidae.